AUGAGAAGUCAUAAUCACAGCAUGGUAUCUGAAUUUCUCCUCUUAGGGUUUCCCAUCCAAGUGGAGCAGCAGGGCAUGUUGUUCACUCUGUUCCUGGGCAUGUACCUCACCACCAUGCUGGGGAACCUGCUCAUCAUUCUACUCAUCAAGGUGGACUCUUACCUCCACACCCCCAUGUACUUCUUCCUCAGUCAUUUGGCCUUCACUGACAUCUCCUUCUCAUCAGUGACAGCCCCCAAAAUGUUAAUGAACAUGCAGACACAAAGUCAAUCCAUUUCAUACGCUGGAUGCAUUUCUCAAGUGUAUUUUUUCAUAUUCUUUGCUGAUAUUGACAGUUUCCUGCUCACCUCCAUGGCCUAUGACAGGUAUGUGGCCAUUUGUCACCCCCUGCACUAUACCACUAUCAUGAGUCAGAGACUGUGUUUCUUGCUAGUAGUAGUGUCCUGGGUCUUAUCCUUUGCCAAUGCUCUAUUACACACCCUACUCCUGGCCUGUCUGUCGUUCUAUGGUAAGAACACUCUCCCUCACUUUUUCUGUGACCUCUCUACUUUACUCAAACUGUCCAGCUCAGACACCACAGUCAAUGAAAUGGUUAUUCUCUUUGUAGGGGGUGUGGUCAUUAUAUUUCCAUUUAUAUGUAUCCUGGUCUCUUAUGGCCACAUUGGAGCCACCAUCCUGAGAGUCCCUUCAACCAAAGGAAUCUGCAAAGCCUUAUCCACCUGUGGUUCCCACCUUUCUGUCGUGUGUCUUUACUAUGGGGCAAUUAUUGGAUUGUACAUUUUCCCCUCAUCCGAAGAGUCCAAUGGCAAAGAUGUCAUUGUGGCUGUUUUAUACACCCUGGUCACUCCCAUGCUAAAUCCUUUUAUUUAUAGUUUAAGGAAUAGGGACAUGAAAGGAGCUCUGGGAGUCAUUCUAAAUAGAAGAACAUUUUCAUCAUAG
Molecule: messenger RNA, 939 nt
Organism: Elephantulus edwardii (Cape elephant shrew)
Lineage: Eukaryota; Metazoa; Chordata; Mammalia; Macroscelidea; Macroscelididae
Product: olfactory receptor 50-like
Exons: 1
Coding region: 1-939 (312 amino acids)
Biological process (GO): G protein-coupled receptor signaling pathway
Cellular component (GO): membrane
Molecular function (GO): olfactory receptor activity; G protein-coupled receptor activity
Source: RefSeq, a predicted model, not a curated record